Formica exsecta is the source of this 11179-nucleotide messenger RNA. It is a transcript of the gene Ncoa6, whose product is annotated as serine-rich adhesin for platelets. NCBI's taxonomy places the organism in Eukaryota, Metazoa, Arthropoda, Insecta, Hymenoptera, Formicidae. The coding region runs from base 857 to 7726 and encodes 2289 amino acids. Gene Ontology annotation, biological process: positive regulation of transcription by RNA polymerase II. Gene Ontology annotation, cellular component: histone methyltransferase complex; transcription regulator complex; nucleus. The transcript has 11 exons. The record is from RefSeq and is a predicted model, not a curated record.
GUAUCAAAUCGGCGCUGUGCGCGACGGCUGAAGUGAGGUCCGCUUAGCCGAGCCCGUUGGCCGCCGCGGAUCCACACGAUUACGUUAAGUUAGUGUGUAUACGCGCCGUGUGUAACGGAUGCGGCUCGGGAAUAAAAAUAAUUCCGACUUUUCGCGGUGUCUAUCUUUGAGCAUGCUUGAGCCCACUUCACGUACACCUCCUCCGACGGACAAAAUGGUGGGCCCCCCCCGAUAUCUGAUGGUCUGGAUGCCUUAUUUCGACGAAAAUCAUUACGUUGCUCGCCGGGAUGGCCGUCUCGCGCUACGAAACCGUCGACCCACGUCGACACGCACGUCCGCGUUUCGCGCCCAGCUAAAAAAAUGCGAUCUAUAACCUAUUUCCUAACGUUGCUAAAGCGCGCACGGGUGCCCCCGCGGCCGCUUGUGCACCCGUGGAUUUUAAUUGCCGUUCGCGGACGGUGAAACGGCCUGUCCGGGAUCGUUUCGCGGUUACAUACGCGCGUACGAUCGGCAAAAUAUCCUCGAGAGACUCCACCGGCGUCCAGGAUUCUUCGAUAGAAAUCGUUCGGGGGUUUCCCGGAAAUCGCGCACAAAUUAUAACCUAGUAACGCUCAGUGGGCCUCACUUUUUGUUUAUGCGCCCAUGUUUUUGUCAUUUUCUUGUCGUUUUCGCACCAUCAGCUUUAUCGAUUGUAUAGUAAAUAAUAGUAAACAAGAUUAGUAGUAUUGGUGUGAUUUGGGGCUGUCGGUGUACAACUGAUACACGACAUCUCAUCAUCACACACACACACACAUAUUGGAGCAACACCCUGAGGCGUUUUGAAACUCUCUGGGUAGUUAUGUGAUUUGUGAUUGUCAUGGCGGCAGAUAGUGAUGGUGAUCUUAUUGAGACGGUGGUAACGUGCGAAGGUGAUCUUGCGGAUCCAGAGUUUCCUCAAAAGUUCGAAAUUAUUGUCGACCGUCUUAACGCUUUGCUUUGCAAAGAAAAAGGAGAUGGGCUGAGAGUAAAUAAAGUAGAACCAUGGAAUUCUGUCAGAGUAACGUUUUCAAUACCCAGAGAAGCUGCUCUGCGACUUCGAGAGUUAGCAGCUCAGGGCUCUCCAACCCUUACACAACUUGGCAUACUUUCAGUGCAGGUCGAAGGAGAUCAGGUAAUAUCUUUGAGGAUAGCCAGUCGCUUUGGCGGAGAUGCACAAGAAAUUGUGCUGCAUUCUGGAACUACGCAAGAUGGCGGAGCAAAAUCGCAAGGCGAUGUUACUAAUAAUACAGCUACUGUUGACGCUAAUCCUUCAACAGCUUUGCCUGGUCCCAGUAAUUCCACCAGCAUUUCGUCAGCACUAUGCAAUGUUGCUCAGAUAAUAGCAGCUGGAACAUCGUCGGAGAAAGUUCCACAAUUUCGUUCUCCAAAUGUAGUUGCACCCACUGACUGUGAUCCUAUUCCACCGUUUCUUGCGAAAUCAGUCCAAUCCACGUCAACGAGCAAUGUUGGCGUUUCUGGAAACCAGCAAGUAGCUAAUUCUAAUGCAUCGCCUAGGAACAACUACAACGGUCCUUUCCCAUUUGCCAGUAUGACGCAUGCUGCUCAAGCAAUACACAAUCGCGAAUCGCAGAAUACAACAAUUAAGAAUACGAUGCAAUUCAAGCACCAUGCGCAACCGCCGCCCCCCUAUCCAUCUCAAGAAAAUUUGGCGACGGUUACGGCACUAACGACCGGUCAUACGACCACUCAACCGGUCGUUACCGUUGGACAAUUAACGAAUCAAUUCAAGCCCACGACGAUUGCUACAACAUCUAGUCUGUCACCAAACAGUACCAAUUUGGCAGGGAGUUCGAACGGUAGCGGAAAUCAGGUCGCCCUGUCCAGUCCAUUACUCGUAAAUCUUUUACAAAAUGAUGCUGGUUCACAUGCAAAUAAUGUCGUACCUGGUCAGAAAAUGUUACCACCGGCUGUUAUGGACAAUUCUGGACUUACUAAUCGUAUGAGACCCACCAAGAAGCCUACAGUUAGAAGGAAAGAUCUCCCGUCGCCCAACGAGUCACCACCGAAUUUGGACACUUUGAGAAGCGAAGACUUGAUUGGAGGGACGGCAACGACAACGACGACGACAGUUAUUCCUGACUUAUCCCAUACUUCUACAUCAUCGGCAUUUGCGACUGUCAAUGCUAAUCAACCGUCGUCGCUUCCACAGCAGCAACAUACGGUCAAUGUAAUCGGCAGUAGCACCGGACAAAACAUGAUGCCGCCCCAAACGGUACAUCAAGUGCCGUCUGGUGGACAGAUGCAGCAGCAAGCUACAUCGACUUUACACAAUCAAGUACAAACUCAGCAAAAGUUUCCCAACAUUAGGCAAGAAUUGGCUUACAGGAAUUCACAGAUGCAAAUGCAGAAUCAACUUUCUGCCAGGCACCCGGUAAAUGGACAACAAAUUAGAACACCUUUGCAACAACGCCAAUUAUUACUCCAACAACAGCAACAGCUUCUUACGCAGCAACAACAACAAAUAAAUCAACAAAUUGUCCCACAAAUCUCGACGACGCAGCAAGCUCUACUUCAUCAGCAAAAUAUAAAUACGUCGUUGCAAACCACAUCUCUUAACAAUCAGUCAUUAUUACAACAAAAUCAACAACAAUUGCUACAACAUUCGACAGUAGGCAUAAGCGUCCCGCAACAACGGCUAGGUUACUUAAACAGUCAACGUCAACAAACUCCGUCGCCCUAUCCGAGGCAACCGGUCCCGCAGCAAACGCAUUUAAAUCAACAAAAUCAGGCUCUCAAUGUACAACAACAACUGCAUCACAAUCAAGUGAAGAACAUGAAUAUUAACACUAGCGCGAGUACUGAUUUUCGUUAUGGACAGAGCCAAAAUAUCCUUAGUAGAAAUUAUCAAUCUCCCUCAACGAGCAAUGCUAAUGGGACCACAUGGAAUGCACAGAGCAAUUCUAUUCCGCAAGGUGCUCAAGUCAAUACCACACGUGUGUCAGUCUCGAAUCAAGUUUCAGGUGCCUUCCCUCAAUGUGGGUCUCAUAUAAAUAACUCUAAUACUAGCAUUGCUUCGUCGUCCGUUACUAAAACGGAAACUUCCGAGUCUUCGAAACCGGAAGAAGAGGGUCCGGAGCCAGAGCCGGAGUACACUUCAACCGGAAAAAUACGACAAUUUCUAAUCAAUCCUUUAACAGGACACUUGGAACCGAUGCCCAGUGAAAGUUCAGAUUCGGAGCCAGAGAGUGCAGUAGAUAAUCAGGACGACUUCUUCUCUUUUCCAUCUCCGUCAAACGACAGAUCAAACUCUAUAUUUUCCGACGACGACGCAGACAGCAAUUUCUCAAGAAGAAACGACACGACGACAAAUACGGAUCAAUCUGAUUCCGAGACAACGGCCAAGUCCACGGCCAGCGAAGGAAGUUUAAAGCAUAGCAGAAUAAAAUCUAGCAGAGAGACCGCGCAUAGUCCGAUGCCGGGAGAGAAAAUCAAACUAAGAUUGAAAUUGGAAAAAUCCGAGCCCGUUACACCGGCUUACAAAGUUGACGUUUCUUUUGUGAAUACGCCGCCCAUGCGAAAAGCUGAUAAAUCUGUGAAUAAAAUUUUCACAAGUGGUGUUCCAAGUACAGGGAACGGUGACGAACCACUCCGAGUGCCUCCGUUACACAUUUCUUUAAGAGGACGUAACGCUUCAGUAGUACAAAGGAAAAAAGAAAAGAAAUCUCUGAAGGGUGAAGGUGAGAGUGAUUUAAUCAAGAGAAGAGGUAAAUUGAAGAAGAAGGAAUGUAUUGAUGGUAACAAGUUGCUGCAAAAGAAAUCACCGUUGAGCAUGAUCAUAGGCACUUCAUCUGCAUCAAAAUUACCUUUGUCCAAUUCCACAAUGAUAAACAAUGCUAAUACCGUUUGCAAAAUGGGUAAUAUGCUGCAAACUGCUAUGGCCAAACCCAAUGCCUUAAAACAAGAACUACCAGUGGAUGCCGCACGACUACAAAAUAGUUCUAUUAUUAAGCCAUGUUCGAGUAAAAACAGCGAUGUAGAUGAUAUACCGCUGAAUAGUAGAAUACCAUCUCCCUCAAAGCAUAAAUCUGCGAUUGUAAAUCAGUCUUUAAAUACUUCGCAAGUUUUAACAAAGAAUCAAGUGGAUCUUGAUGUGCAAAAUCACAUGCAAGAAUAUAAAAUAGGCGGAGGUAAAACAAAAAGAAGGGAUUCUAAGAAGAAAUCAGAAUCUGGAGAUGGUUUACAUCGGGAACAAAACCUCCUGUCAGGAGGCCGAAUUUUAGAUAAUCAAGUAAAAUGGAGAAAACUUGGUUAUAAGGGUGAUAUAACCCAAUCAAUAAGAAAAUCAGAUUCACUUUUAACUGGGAGUGAUUUUAAUACAGUCAAGAAGGUUGGCGAAAUUCGGAGAACGAGCGAUAGCGACAUUAAUAAAUCAGCACUUGAAAAAAGUAAUUUGCUGACUAAUGUUGCUCCCAGAUUAACAGAGCUUAAUGGCAUAAAGAAAGACUUAAUAAGUCAAGACAAGAGAAGGCGGUUAAGUUUAAUCGAUGAAAAAGAUCUGCAUUUAGGAGAAUCUCCAAAUACAGAAGUUACACAUUUUAACAAUCAAAAGGCAGUUUCUGAAUGUUCUGCAAGUACGAUACCAAGUAUGAAAGCAAAUGUCAGUCUAUCCUUUGAGAGCGAUUCUGGUUUAAAAUCGACAAAUUCGGCGCAGCAGGGCGAUUCUAGAAAUACAUCUAACAACCCUGAGAAUAAGACACCUGUGCACACAGAGACCAUGAUAAAAAAUUCUCAAUUGCCUAUGGCUAGAAUGCUCUCUGUCAAGUGUAAAUCUGAUAGGGAGAAUUAUAUUGCUACUGUUAAAAGCCAAAAUAUCAGUCAGCAACUAAAAAAUCAUGUGGUUGCCAAGAGUGAAGCAAAUUCCAUUAUGAAUAGACACAAUAAAACAGUCGAACAGUUGAGUUUUAGUCAUAAGAAGACAAUUCAAAACCAUGUUAUAAAACAACAAAUUGACAGACCCGCGACAGAGAGCAAAAUAGAUAGCGCAUCGCAAAGGAUUAGUUUAUUGAAGACUACAGGCAAUACAGUAAUCGGUAAUUCGGUGGACCAAGUCUCUAGAUCUCAGAACAUUGAUGCACCUGCGAAUAAGCCGACUUUGCCUAUCGGUGAGAUAAAUGUGACUGAAGCAAAGGUCAAGCAAAAAUUACUCGAAAAUACAACAGUACCUAUUGGGAUAGGUGUUGAUGCGAAUAUCGAAAGAGUCGGCAGCAGCGGAGGCGGCGAAGACUCAGGCAUCGAGUCGAUGGAUGCUCUUUCGGAAAAAUCACCAAAUCAAGGGGAGUCACCUUUGCAUAGGCCGGCAUCGGCAACUGAAUCAGUAACACAGAGCAGCGCCAAGAAUGUAAUACAGGGGGAACCCACCUUAUCAACCACCAAUAAGAACGUGCCUUCCUCAACUAGUAGUAGUGAUAUGUGUUCAAAUUCCCAUUCGGAACUUCUCAAGUCCAGUGGCCCGCAAAGGUUAAGUCCUGUGUCUGUAGCAAGUUAUCUUGAAAACCAGUUGAAUCGCAAUAUAUCAAACUCCAGUGAGCAUGAUACAAAGAAUGUGUCUAGUGAAAAAUCAUCGACAAUUUCGAGAACUGGACAUAGUGAUUUGAUUGCUAGUUUAGACACAGCAAAUAAUGACAAAAGUGUGUCCAGUCCUUUAGUGACGGGAACAAUGACUGUUGUGACAGCAUCCAUAACCAGCAGUAUGAAUAGUGAUAAUAACUUAUUGCAAUGUGCGCAUCAACAAGCAAAGGAUUUCUCCGAUAAGGAUAGUUCUAGUGUUAAAUUAGAGAGUACUGUUAACCAAAAUGAUCAGGGUAAGGCAAACUCUAAGCAUGAAGAAUCGAGAGCUGCGGAAAGCGUAUCUGAAGACAGUACGAAAGCGAUUGUAGAAAGUAACAGUGCAAUUAGAUUAAGCGAUGAACCUCACGGACAGAAUAAUAAUAAUAAUAAUACUAAUAAUAAUAAUAAUAAUAAUAAUAAUAAUAAUAAUAAUAAUAAUAAUAAUGUGCCUAUAAUACAAAAUCACGUUGCUUAUAGUAAAAUUGACACGAUAAAACUCGAUAGUGUGCUCGCGAACAAUACUAACGCAGCGACGGAUAAUUCUUGCUCGAACAGUGAGAGUUGCAAUCUAGAAAUCAAAGUCGAAUCUAAAAUUAACGUAAAAGUGGAUGAUACCAGGCAAACCGAUCGGUUCGAGGUUUCAAAAAAUAGUAACAUUUCACUGAAUACAAAGUCCGUCAAGUUAGAAACGUGCACCGAACAAAAUCAGAAAUGUAAUGUACAAAGUCACCAGAGUCAGAUCAUGCUCAGAGAGCCUUCUGUAAAUCUUCAAAAAGUCACGGACGAUUUAGUUAAAAAGAUGGUUAAUGAUUCGAGCGAUCUGAGUGUAGGUGGUAUCCAGUCGCCUCUCGGCGAAGAUCCGCAGCCUAUCAGAAUUACACCACCAUUGUACACCUACUCCAAUCCUGUGGUUCUGCAACGGGACGAAACUCCGAGCCCAGCAGCUCAGAAUCCUGAGGUAGAUUCCAGCGAUGUGGAACACCUCAAGCGUAAACGCAGGAGGAAGCAAGAACUCGAGGGACGACAGGAUAUCAUAUGUAUAGAGGAUAACGAUGAGGGACAUUUUGUGGAGAGGCUAAACUCCAACAAUUCAGAGGAGUAUAUCAAAAGACCGCCCAAGUCGUUGCUGGAGCAGCUUCUAAUAGAUAUUCCGAAUGACAACAAUGAGAAGAGGUCAUUGAGAACCAGGUCGCAAAAGUUGAACAGCCCGGAUAUCGCGAAAACUCCGAAAAGCAGCCCCCACGGUCCUAAUAAAUUAGAGGAACGCCGUAGUAUAUCACCCUACGCGAAAGCAAGUCCGAAACUGGCGGUAUCGAAACUGUCUCCUAACGCGACAAUAAAAAUAGGGAAACGGAAAAGACAAGAGAGCGAGAGUUCCGUUGCAUCGAGCACAGCUGACGAUCCACAGCCAAGACCAGGUAAACGGAAAUGCUCAGAGAAUGCGGCAGAACUUAUUAAAGCUUGCAUGGGUGUAGAAGAGGCUGGUUCUAUAAAGAAACAAGUGCCUGGCAAGGAAGAGCAAUCAAAGAAGGGGUUCAACAUAUUGACAAAGGCUAAGAAAGGUCCCAUUGUGGUAGAAGUAGAUUCGUCUGAUGACGAACCAUUGAUUGAAUCUGUAGGAAAAGCAAGAGUUCGAUUGUCAGAUGAAACAUCCGCUGCUUCCCCAAAGCCUAAAGAUCAAAAAGUGCAAAGAGAGAGCCGUUUGUUAACUACCAAGCAGCCGAGUACGGUUAUGGCUACGACGACGGCAACGACGACGACAAUGAUUACGGUGACUACAAUGACGACAACAACGACGACGACGAUGACGACUAUGACGACGACGACGACGAUGACGGCUGCGGUGGCGGCGACGGUGGCAGCUACUGUCGGGAAGGAGAGGUUACGAGGCACUUCUGUAUCUAGCAACGAGUCUGUGGGCGAAGUAACAACAAGAAGAUCUGUACGGCAGAAUACAGCUUCACCACUAGCUACACCAGCAAGCAAUACUAGGGGUGCGUCCAGAACCUCAGACGAUAUUAACAGAAGGAAAACUCGUAGUGGUGCUGCGGGCAAACAUUGUUUUAGUAACAGCGGAGACGGCGGAACAAGCGAAACGGAGGCGAAUAUCCCGAGAAAACAAAUGACCUUCGGGAAGUGACCUUGACAGUGAUUAGCUACCGUCGCUCGUCAAGGCCUAUCAUCUGUCUGAUUGUAAAUCCGACAUAAACGGGUAUUUGAUCGCCGUGUGGCUGGAUCCCACCUGGUGAAACUGUAUGCGUCACAUUAGCGCACAACGUUGCUGUAUAUGUAUCGGGAGUAUUGUGUCAAAAAAAGAAAUGCUAGACGGUGUGUGAAAGCAUUUUGUGCUAUAAAACAUUUGUUGGCUGCUAUUAAGUUAGUCAUACAUAAAAGAUAGUACCUUCCAAUUUUUUCUUGCUUGUUCUUUACGUUUCUCUUUCCUCUUUCUUUUCGUCUUUUUCUUUUCUCUAAAGCAUAGAUCAUAAGAAUUAUAUUGUUGUAACAUUUAAAGAGAGUUUUGUAUAUUUAAUAAGUCAUUAAUUAUUAAUUGUUAUGUUCUUAAAUGUUUAAGAAUAGCGAACAAAAUAAAAGCAAUUUACUUUUAUUCUUUUCUUUCACCGUCUAGCGUUUUCAUUUACGUUGUACUCCUAUAAACAGCAAAGUUUAGUUACUCAGAUUUGACUUGCUCACAAUGCAUUAUAUACUAUAAUCUAAGUAACUGAACUAACUCAAAACUGCCGAGACAUUGUAUGUAACUUUCUUUUACCAGUUAGAUGUUUCAUUCUAUCCUCAAGAACUAAAUUUCAUUCUUUGAUGUGCAAUUUUCUAACGUUAUCGUCUGUUAGAUGUAAAAACAAGAAACUUCAAGUUAGCUUUAGAAAGAUUUAAGGAAAUUCAAACUCGGACUAUUUAUGUUUCGGGUAUCAUCUUCUCUCAUGUAAUUUCUUUCGUUCAUUGUAUCACUACAAAAUAGAAGCGGUAAAAGAAAGUCUAAAUUUUUUAAGUGUCAAAAACGUGAAUUUGACUGUACUGCCGUAAGUAAAAUACAUAUUUAUAAAUAUGUGGAUAAAUUUAUUAAUUGGUGGGGCUUAUAAAUCACUACUCUGACGACUUUGCUGAUAGACUCUGUUUAAGCAUGUCUAAUUUGUGUAUACAUAUUUAUUUAUUGUGUGUCAUUAUUUGUUCUAAAAGUUUUUUGUAUGCGCAUGUGUAAGUAAAGUGUGCAUAUAUAUAUAAAGUAAUAGUAUCAUAUGAAUUUUCCGCACGAAUUAGUUUUUGCUAUAAGUUCAAGAUACAAAGUAAUAACACACUUUCGUACUUAUCUAUACAAAAGAUAAAAACGUUUUUUGAGUUGUUGGUCUGGUAUUUAGAUAAUUAUAUAUUACAUGAUUAUAUUUUGGAUAUAUCAAGAAUUGUUACAUUUUGAAUAUUGAGAAUAAUAAAUUUACACAUUGAUGCAAUAAGAACAUUGACAAAUGUAAAAGGUAUUAUUAACGUUUGUAGUUACGGAAACAUGUGUAUAUUGCUUUAAUCAACAACUUAGCAAUUAAGUUUGUAGUUACAUUAUUGUACAUUUUCAUUUUCCAAACUCAUCAAACAUGGUCUUUCAGUGAAAAGUUCGUCUUGAGUUAUAUAAUAUUCAGAAAUGGGGAUAUAGAACUUUUAAAAAAGAUUUAUUUUAUUUAUGAAAUAUGAACAUACACACAGUGAACGUUGGAAGAUAUGUAUAAAUAUGCGAAGAUGAUAAGAAUAAUUAUUAUAAGAAAACUAAUUAAUACAAUGUUAAUUUGAUAUAGGUAAUAUAUGAAUGAAUAUAUUUUGUAAAUAAUUUCUUGUAAAGAUGGACAAAGCACAUCCCUUUCUCCCUAUUGUGUAUAUAUAAAAACUGUUUAAAUUUUUAUUAAAUUAGUAAUAAUUGAAGUAUAUAUAACGUGCAAAAAUAAAAAUCGUAAUUGUCAUUAUUAUUAUAAUUAUUCUCUCGCGUUCAUGUAAUUAAAAUAUACUUAUUCUUCUUAUACAAAUUUAGAAGUAUAUUGAAUUAUAUGUGCAUACGUAUACACAAGAUCUAUGUAUGUGAUUUAUAUCGAUUAUUGUUUUUGUGAACAGAUAAUCUAGUUUUAUAUUGUAUAAAUAUAACUUACACACAUAUAUAUAUAUAUAUAUAUAUAUAGAAAGAGAGACAGAAAGAAAGAGAAAGCUAGUGUGUGUGUGUGUGUGUGUGUGGUUGUGUGUAUUGUGCGUGUGUUGUUGAGAAUUUAAAGUUCUAGCUGAGCCUGAGUAGUCAUCAUCAUGUAGCACUGUCCAAAUGUUUCAUAAAUCUAUUAUGGAGUUUUGAUAAUUAACAUUUCUCUUUUCAAGCAGCAGAAAUUUAGAAUAUUGCUUAGUAAAUACUUUAUUCAUUAUAAAUAUUAAUAAUUAAUUAAUUUUAAUUAUUUAUCUUAGUUAUAUUCCUUUCUUUAAAUAUCCUCUUAAUUUUCUGCAAACUUUGGAAUAUCUGUGUUAAAUAUUCUAUAAACAGUUUUCAUGAAAGCUUUAAGUACGUUCAGAUAAAUAUUCUAAAUACAUUCUAUUUAGAAUAUUCUCAUCUGUGUGAUUAUGAUUAUAAAUUAUACCAUAGUCAAUAUAUGUGUGUUAAAAAUUGUGGAUUAAAAGUUACAUGACCCAAUUUUAUCAGAUCACUUUUGAAUAUGUAUAAUAUAUGAUUUUGUAUAAAAAAAAUAUGCGAUUUUUUAUCACAGACCAAGUAAAUAUUUAUUACAUAAUAAAAAAAGAUUAUUGCGCGCUACAAUUGUUACAAGCAUAGAAUGUACAAAGUAUGAUAAGUGCAGUGCUCAAUUAUAUAGUAUGCAUACAAAUUUUCUGAUCAAUACUUUUCUCCCAAAGGUUCGAUGGCUACCAGGCAGCACUUUAAUAGAAAAAUGCUUCUCUCACGCUAGUAAUAAAUAUCGAAUUUAAUGAUAUUUAAAAUAGGAGAAAAUUUCAUCGAUCUGUACCCAACAAAUUAAGAGACAGAGACUGCUUCUUGGGUUAUAGUUUCGUUGAAUUUAUGUCCUACUUUAAAUAUUGAUUUAAGUUAUUUAAUUAGGAUAUUGCUUGUUUAUCAGAAUUUAUUUCUAUUAGACAUUGCUGGAUCUAUAUAUUGUACAUAAUAGUAUACUUAUUUUACUCGGAUGGGAAAUUACAACCUGAUUGUACAUAAAACUAUGAAGAAAUUGGUACACACGACUUGCGUGUUUGAUUUAAUUCGUAUCCUAUAACAUAAAUAGGAUCGAGUGUAAUAUAUAGUAAUUUAAUAUUGCAGAAUAUACAAGAAUAAUUGAAAAAAUAUUGUAAUUUUGAUGUGUAAAAUAUUCUCUUUCACAUUAGAUAGAUAUGCUAGGCAUUAUUAUGUUACAAUUUUAUUAUUGAAUAUUACAUUUAUAUGAUUGUAUAGACUAUAAACAAAGAUGAGGUCUUUGUGUAAAUAUGAAUAUCUUAAAUAUAAGCGAAUAUUUAGCGCGCUCGCAUAAUUAAGGAGCUUUUAAAGUAUCUCUGCUAUAUAAUCACAUGUGUGUGUCUUUGUAUGUGUGUGUGUACAUGCACGCAUAUAUAU